Molecule: messenger RNA, 1587 nt
Organism: Trypanosoma grayi
Lineage: Eukaryota; Euglenozoa; Kinetoplastea; Trypanosomatida; Trypanosomatidae
Product: protein kinase
Exons: 1
Coding region: 1-1587 (528 amino acids)
Biological process (GO): peptidyl-serine phosphorylation; peptidyl-threonine phosphorylation
Cellular component (GO): cytoplasm
Molecular function (GO): protein serine/threonine kinase activity; ATP binding; protein tyrosine kinase activity
Source: RefSeq, a predicted model, not a curated record
AUGCCGCCUGCUCUUUCUCCCAGCGACCACACCAAAGCGAAGGAGUUCAGUGCCUUCCUCCGCUACCUCGGGUUCUCGCAGUGCCUGCAGCUUUUUGUUGAGCAGUGGCAGGUGCUGGUGAAGCAGCAGGAGACCAACAAGGCCGCGCGGGAGAAGAAGAGCCAACGCAUAGAUCGCUCCUCCGCGUCGUCGAACCGUUCGCGCAAGAACUCCUGUUCUGUUCCCCCGACGCUUCAGGUGUUGCAGACAAAACACCGCGUGGUAACUUCCGUGGGGGUGGAUGAGGAUUUGUGGAGGCUGAUGGGCGAAGAGCAUCUCGCGCCGAGCUUCCCGAAUGGUGCUGGCUCCAAUAUGGAGACAUAUAGGCUAGCGCAGCAGCGUGGUGAGGUGCAGCUCGUGCCGACGAAACCGUAUUACAAGGAACCGCCACCAUCUAAUCUUCGUUUGGAUUCCUUUUAUCUCCGUGUGGUCUACGAGGCCGGUAAGACGGGCUUUGAGGAGGAGAAGGACCUGGCCAUCGUUGUCGACUCCGUGGUUGCGGGGCGUUACCAGAUGCUGCAGUACCUAGACUCUGCUGCAUUUUCCCGCACGGUACGAUGCAUGGAUCUGAAGGAGGAUAGGGAAGUGUGCCUCAAGGUGGUACGCAACUCAAAGGAUUUCUUCGACCAGAGCAUUGACGAAAUCAAGUUACUGAAGCUGAUCAACUCUGCCGGCAAUACAGAAGGGAACUGUGUGGUUCAGCUAUUGGACUAUUUUUAUUACAAAGAGCACAUGUUCAUAGUAACCGAGUUGCUCCGUGAUAACUUGUACCAGUUCAGCAAGUUUAAUCGGGACGAGGAAACGGAGUUUUACUUUACGCUAGCCCGUCUGCAGUCUAUAGCGAGGCAGAUUCUUACAGGACUACGGUUUCUACACGAUCUUGGGCUGAUACAUUGUGAUCUCAAACCAGAGAAUAUUCUCAUCAAGUCCUUCAGCCGAUGCGAGGUGAAGAUCAUCGACCUUGGAAGUAGUUGUUAUCUGACAGAUAACCUCAGCUCGUACGUUCAGUCGCGGUGCUACCGUGCCCCUGAGGUAGUCCUUGGCUGCAAGUACGAUGGUCGCGUCGACAUUUGGUCUUUGGGUGCUGUUCUCGCGGAAUUAGCUACAGGCAACAUUUUGUUCGAGAAUAACUCUUUGCCACAAAUGCUAGCGUCAAUCUGUGCUGUGUGUGGUGAGUUGCCGGCUUCCAUUUUGCAUGAGGGACGAAAUACACAACACUUUGUCACAAAGUAUGGCGCUUUUUACGAAAACAAAGAUGGGAAAGAGCUGGUGUUCCACUUCCCCGUUCCUGGCAUGCUGCCCGAGACACUUUUUGGCUACGAUGAUCCCCUUUACAUCGAUUUUAUACGCGCGUGCCUUACUUUAGACCACCGUUGUCGUCCCACUGCGGUCGAGUUACUGCAGCAUCCCUUCCUCCAGAAAGACUACGGUAGCGCGCACAGCAUCCCCCCUCCCCUAAAGAAGAAGAAGGAGCUUAACCAGGAGAGUGCUCCAGCGAUUAUUGCUUUUGCAGAAGUAGAGCCACCGUCAUCGCUGCCUACAGUGUAG